Acanthoscelides obtectus is the source of this 3881-nucleotide messenger RNA. NCBI's taxonomy places the organism in Eukaryota, Metazoa, Arthropoda, Insecta, Coleoptera, Chrysomelidae. The record is from the annotation of a GenBank genome assembly.
GAUUUGCAGAUAACGAAUAAAAGUAAGAGUGCGGCUUACCAGGCGAGCGUCAGCGGAGGCAGCGCAGUGGACACGCCCCGUCGCAUUGGCACCCAAUCGGUGCACAGCAGUUCAGACUGGGAGCCAAUCCACGUCGUCGCCGCGGCGUCCAUCGUAACGCCCACUAAUCCGACAGCAGGCAAUGAAGAACAGGCCGCACACACCUCGCACGUCGAUCUGCAGGAGAAAAUCUACAACGUUCUAAGGAAAUGGUUCGACGUUUGGAAAGGAGUUUUCCUGCAAGGGGACGUUUCGCAGUCCACCAUUUAUUUCCCUCUAGUUUCAUUGUCGGCUGUAGGAUCGCAAGGCAUCCAAGAAGCAGUAGAAUCGGCCGUGAACAAAGAACACCCUCCUGAAAUGAUGGUGAUAACUUUGCCGUUCGCGAACGUACGAAGCGCUCAUCGGCAAAGCAUCAAGAAGUACCUGAGAGCGCUCCCCGUGACGGUGCCCAACACCGUGUGGACCGAGAAAAGUUCCAGCUUACCAUGGACGAUCUCCGUAUCCGAUCUCAGUUGCUACACGGUGCAACACGGCAACAAACUCACUUUUUUGAAGCCGGUAUCGCUCAGCGCCACCAUAGGAUUGACAACGAAACCGCCUAAGGUAGAGAACCAAAGUGUUGCCGAUACUAGCAGUAAAAGUGCUACCAAUAACGAAAAAGCAGCUGUCGACAUCGGCUACCUGGGCAUUUGCGUGCAUAUCGACAUGUCGCCGAUCGUGGUGUCCACCUCGGAAGUCCAAGUCUAUCUGUUCGCCAGCAUACUCUAUGGUCUUAUGGAGGUAAACGAUGAAGCUUACUGUUGGUAGAAUUCGCAAUAUUUUAAUCUACUUGGAACAAAUUUUGUAUGGGUGUUUUUUUUUUCGCUCAACGUAGGUAGCAACCAAUUUGAUUCCGAAGAAACAAAAACCUCCAAGUAAGGUUCCAGAUGUGAUUCCACAGGUGGUGCUCAAAAGUGGUUCUUCGAUGGUUUCGCCAUCGCAGACCACGCACAAGGAUUCGAGUAGUGGAAAAACGGCGUCUAAACUUAAGAAACCUGACAAUGCCGAUAGUGAUUCUAUCAAACUGACAGCCUGGGUGCAAUGGACAAUCACUAGGUUUACAAUAGAGCUGCUGUCAAACGAGUGUAACACCGACCUUGAAAACGACCUUGAGUCUCAACAGCCCAUGUUGAAGUUAGUUGUGGAUGCGGAGGACAUCGUUAGUUCUUUGGACCUUCAGAGCGUAUACUUAAAGAUCAAAAGCAAGAUUGGUUCGGCAUCAAUACAGCAUUUCAAGAGAGCGACCGCAAGUUCAAAAUGGAUGCCAGGUCCGUUCUCCGGCGCCGUGAUGCGACAACGUGAAGACGUGGUGUCCGUGUCCAGCGAUCAGCAACAGCUUCAACAGCAACGACACCACGAAGAUAACGGUUUUAUGUGCGUGACAAUAACUCGAGCCAGCUGCCAGCAUACGCACACGUUGUGGGGCGCCGGCGGGACCCCGUCGAGAGGUGCUCAAGGGAAGCAAGGCGCAAAGGAGGGAAAGAAGGCCUCAACGGCGAAUUUACAGGCCGCUAGUAUGCUGUCGCCUUCUAGAUAUAUCACGGAGAUCGUUGUCAACGUACAGCCGACAGACUUUGUGAUAUCACUGAACACGCUCCGCAGCUUCUAUCUAGUGAUCGCUCCCUUAUUGGAGAUCCCUCUAUCCAGCGAGCCAGCACCGUUGACUUCCCCAUCUUCAUCCUCGACGCUCCUGCAAACUGUCAACAGCCAAGUUCUGCCGUUGGCUUACUUGGAAUGUCAGGAUAUUCGAGUGGUGAUGCCUUCAGUCGAACUGGGAAGUACCGGAGCCAUGCAUGACGUCAUCAUCUUACAGGUUCAAAAGAUCAGCCUGACUCCAUCAGCUGUGAAUCCGAUCUGCAGAACGCCGAUUCGACAAGACAUUUACGAUCAAGCGGUACAUGCCAGAAUCCUCAAUAUACCGGGUAGCGAAGUGGAGGACCGACAAUACCAAUUCGACAUGUUGGGCAUCUCAAUCUCGACAGGCACCUGGGACGACAUCGACGCCGUCUUCUCGCCAACGGGCACCGCUUCCUCUACGCUGCAUCCGCUCAGCGAAAACCCCGCCUUGGAAUGGAACAAUCUGGAGCAAGGUCAUCCGUACUUCCAUCCCAUCAUGAAUCUGUGGAACGUCACGGACAGGUUCGACAUCAGCGUGGUCGCCGCACCGGCGAUACUCUACAAAUCGAACACUCUCGUUUGCGGACACUCUGUAGAAAUCAACUUCGUAUCGGACAUCGUAGUCAACCUGUCGCUCAAUCAGAUCAAAUUGGUGUCAGCGAUCCUGAGCGAAUUUGCGAGCUUGGUCGAACCACUGCUUCUAGACGACAGCGCGUUAGCCAGACCGAAAAUCAUCUUUCCUUACUCCAGAUUCGAACCGUCUGUGGACAACACCGUCAAAUGGGAUCCCCAGGAGAUCAUCCGUGACUCUGGCAUCGAUACGUCGGACAUUAAAAGCGUCAAGUCUUCGUCCAGGGCAGCAUUGAAGGGUUUAAGCGAGAGAGAACAUCAGCUUUAUAGCAAAAAACAUAGCUCGGUUACCAUGGUGUACACAGCGGCACCCGUGGACGUUCUUUUCACAGCAGGCAAAAUCGGACUGUCCCUCUACCAGAUCGACGAUGGAAAACCGAACAUUUACAAGCAAAAGAAGAAAAAACGUCCAUACAAAAUCGACCCUGAUGAUCUUGGGUACGAGGCUGAAGAAGAAAGCGUUGAAGAUAAAGAGCCUAAGAAAUACAACCCUUUGGUAUACAUCUGCGUGAAACAGCCUAACGUGUUUCUGUCAAAGCACGCGGCAGGUCGCCGAAUGCAGAUCUCCUGCUACGACUUGAACCUGAAAAUGCGCGGCCCCGAGUACCCCCCGGUGGGCAACGUCCCCACAGAGGACGAUUACCCCGUCGAUCUGCUAGAAACGAAAUCAGGAGUUCCGGAUGCGAACACCGGAAUCCUGCCUGCCUUCUUCACGCUCAAAUAUAUCAAAGCUGGCAGUAAGAAUCACGGGCAUUUGGACGUGAAUAUCGCCAAGCCCACUAAGGUUCUAUGUUCUAUGUCUAGGUGGAGCUAUUUGCAGAUCAUCAGGGAUAGAUUAUUGGACACAUUCAAAAGAACCGACAGAAAUAUUACGUCAGUUGUUGAAAAAACAGAUAUUUCGAAUCUUCAUCUCAGCAUAAAUAAAAGUGAUACCUACACGAGGUUUCAAGAAAUGAAGGAAAUCCUGAAAAGAGUCAAUUCGGUUAAUUUGAAAAGUGAUCAACUUGUAUUUGCUUUCAAAUCCGAUGCUGGGCAUGAGAUGGAUCUGGCUUUGGAAAGGAUCACAAAUAACCUGACAUUAUCGAAUAGACCUGAGAAGGUGUCAGUUGUAUGUGGUUUACAUAGUGUCACAUUGAACGUUAUCAGCAAAAACUUCAAAAAGAUCUUACUCAAUCCAUGGACAGUCACGUUCAACGUUUCCAUGUUCUGGGAAUCCUGGCAAACAACUGAUAGCAGUCCACAGAUCCAAAUAACAGUGGAAAGCGACUGCAUAAUGUUGGACGUCCUGCCCUGAACAACUGAAAUGCGUACAAAUCGUGUCGAAGGACAUCGUCGAAUUCAUAUCCUCUUUCCCCUCUAAAGAUGAGGGCAAUACGAGCAGGUGCAGCAGUUCUGCAUAUUCGGCGCCUUCUUCUUCUUUGUAUUCCGCCCCACCGCAAGUUUUCAAGAAAGUCUCGGACAGGGAGCAACAUUACAAGGACGAUCUUAGAGCCGGAGCGUUCCAGUUCGUCGAUUCGAACACUGAUAAACCUGAUGAAUUGCCGCUGCCAUAUCAG